CAUGUAAAAUUCCCUUUUUCUAGCUUGCGUUCUUCCCACCUUUCCUAGGUCGUAGCACCCACGGCUAGGGGGGCCGCUCCCGGCCGGCAAGAAAGUAAACGGAAUGUUUGGUUGUGGGCAUAAUAGUACCGGUAGCAGGCGAUGGCAGUAUGUUAAUACCGGUGCCCCCAUCUAGAAUCCGCGGCACCCUGUCCACCUGUAGACAAGAUAGGGAGAACGCAAAUAACCACGCUGUCUAGUGGAUAAAUUACUGCAAGGUAGUGGAAAGUGGCAAGAAAGGUCUUAUGAUUUUGGCCGGCUAGUGACGGCAAGCCACACACACAGGCCCCUUCUUCAUCCGAGCCUUUGUGCCGUGGUAUCCUCGUACGGUAGUCUAGAAUCUUUCGAGCGCGACGCGGGGCGGUAGUUUAGGUGUCGUGGAGGCGCGAGAGGGGGCAUCGAGGCCUUUUCGCCGUUAAAUGGUGGCGUCAGCCAAGGGCUUGUUUUGUUCGUUGAUCCCUGCUGUGCUAGCCAGGGUACAGGUAUGUGUGGGCUGUUCGCUCGUCUGUGUUAUCGAUAAGUUAAGCUUAGAUGAGAUUGGGGAGAUGAUAGACGGAGAGCCAGAUACCGGUUGAUGAGGAUGCGGUAGUGAUUGCCAUUCUGGAGUAAUUGUUUACCCCUCGCCGGGUAGUAUUGGUAGAUCAGAUCUAGGCUUGUUUCUUAUGAUACUUGGUUGGCUGGAGGUUACUUCCACGAUAUCAUACCGGUAGUACCCGUAGAAAAAAAAAAGAUUUUCCGCUAAUGUUUGCCUUCCGGUUUGUCAAUUCGCUAAUUCGCUAAUUGCUGGCACCGGCACUCGGCUAGAAUUCUAACAAAAAACAACUUUCCGGAAGGGUAGAAUGAGACUGGCCAAGUGGGAUGCCUUUUCACGCCACAGGAGACUUUGCUUUCAGGAUUGGGAGAUCUGCUUUGGAGAAAGCCACAAGGCUGCGUUUCUGCAGGCGUGAUAUGUUGGGGACUGAACCGUGCAGUGAUGAAGGGAGCGCAACGGCUACUUGGCACCCUACGAGUGCUGCCCGUGCUAGAAACUCAUCGUGCGGUAGUAGCACCAGGACGGCAGCCGAUGUAAGCUCCGCAGUUCCAUGGUCUAGCCGACUAGGUCAGGCAAACGUAGUUGAGAGGGCGUGAGUUCCGGUGCCGUCUUCACGAACUGGUUGGUGAAAGGCAAACGCUCAGCGCCCUUUUCCUUGGAGAUGAAACCUGGUUUGUGAGUGGGAUGACGACAGCCACAUACCCGCAUAACAAUCAAUUAUCGGACGGUGAUACUUGUAUGAUAGCCCUGACCGACGAUCGCAAGGCCAGAAACUGGUAUGAAACGGAUCCUCACUUCUUCCUUGGGGCAAGAUGGAAUAGAAUAAGAGAAGCACUCCCUCUUGUUUUCAUUUUAUUAAUUUUGCCUCCUAAUCUUGCACUUGACCAGCAUCUCAGCCGGAGAGCUAUCGGCUUUGUUGCGGAACUCGAAAGGUCCGAACUGGACCUUGAGCAACAACACCUUCUGGUGAAAUCGAUAAUUAGCUGGCCCAUCAGCUGCUACCGGCAAACUUGCUUUGCUGCGGGUGUGCAGCGCGCAGUAAAAAUAGUACCCUUAUACAGGAAAGGUGAGUUGGAGCUAACCAGAUGAGAAGGAAAAUGGGCAGGGCUUGUCCUUCCGUCUCCAAAAAAAUAAUACCUCAUCCGCUGACAAGCACACGGACAAUCAGUCCAGUCCGGCUCUUUCACGACUGUUUGUGCCUCUGAGGGAGAGGAGGAGGAGCAAGAGAUGGUGAAUGGUUGGAGUAGUGAGGGCCAUGCGCACAGUGAGCCAGCAUAUAAUCGUCGUCGGCAUAGAAUAUUGAAAUCGAGCUUCGUACGUGCCAUCCGGAAAACCUUGGGGUACUCCUCCGCGAGCCGCACUCACUCACCUGUACCAACGCGUUCUUCUGUAAGUUUUUUUGGACUUUGCCUCUUACCUCCCCGCCUGGCUGCUUUACAAACUCCCUACCACACAUACACAUACAUACAUACAUACAUACUCAUACUUACAUACAUACAUAAUACAAUCCCUUUACCUACCUCUUGCACCUCCCUUUCCCCCCCUUUCGCCCUUUUUUUUGUUUCUACUGGAAUGGAGGAGUUCUAUCAGGUAUACGAGAAAUUAAUCGGUAACCAGACACCAGUCCCGCAUGUGCCUACUCACGACGACGGUGGGAGGCCAGCUCCAACACCACUCAGCAACAAAUUGAACCAAAAGGACGAUCCCACGAUUCCCACAACAAAGGACAAGCCGGACCAAACCUCGCCCCCAAAGGAAGAAAACAAUCCAACGCGGGCAAACCCGGAUUGCAACCCUAACCGAGAACCUGCAGUGUUGUCAUCACGUGCGAUCCAGAGCUUAUUUUCCGGUGCCCCAGUCUUUGCGGCGUCCGGGAAGAAGGCUUCCGGAGAGUUGAGACCUAGGGUCAUAUUUCCUUUUGACGAGAAUGCGGAGGAGUUGGGAGGAUUGUCUGACUGUCCCCCGAUUGAGCACGCUGCGUUUUCAUUGUGCUCUUCGAGACCGCACCGAACACUGAACGGGUAUGAGAACACGGCGGAUCAUGGGUUGGUCAAUGAGGAACCGAGCAUGCUUUUCUUCCAAGGGAUUGAGCCAGGGACCUGUGGGUGGGAGUUCUUUUUAAAAUACCCCGUUGGCGACGCUGAGAAUAGGGAUGAGGAAGAGGAUGAUGAUGUAAUAGAUGGGGGAGGAAGGGAAAGAGGAACAAGGAGAGCUAGUCUUGGGAAUGCAAAAGGUGGUUUGCGAACAGUGGAAAUGGGAUACAUAGUUGAAAGGCUAAAAGAGCUGGGUGAAAUCUAUCACGAGAGCAAAAGCAAACCCCCCAAUGGACGGAAGCCGCUGCCGAGAGGAGCACAGCGAGGGAUACUGGAAAAGUUCUCUUCAUUGGAGCUUUACACCAACUUAUUCACCAGGCUGUUGUACCCCCCAACCCGAAUUACCACGGCCGAUUUCCACGAUCCGUAUAGCUUGAAGGUUCAGAUCGUAGCUUUGAGGGAAACCCUUGCAAUGGAGAAGCUUUGGCUGAAUUUCUCGGUUGUAGGAUGGAGGAUACGGCUAGGGCAGAUCUUGUGGGGGGAGAACUCCACAGUGGAAUCUACGAGCGACCAAGAUGGAGAGAAGGAAGCUGCCCCUCCAAGGAGUGAUGCCGAAAAGGUUUGGCUAUUACUCCAGAUUCUCCUUGCGUGCGAGCUAGUUGUCAGGAUGGAUGCCAUAGUCAGCGAGGCAAACUCUAAAGACUCCUCAGUUAGUUCAGUUGGGUCAAGAGAUGAGCUGCUUGACGAGUUCAAAGCUAUAGGAUCUGGGAAGGUCGAGUGGGAUAUCACUCUAGCGCGGCGGUGGCUCGAAAACGUUAAACUUGUCGAAAGCGAAGCCGUUGGAAAGGAAGAAAAGACAAAAACUCCUCCUGUACCGGCGAGGAAGGGGUGGUUCUCGAGUCGCUCUUCAGAGCAGUCACCGCCAACGGAUCAGAGCGAGUCGGAAGGUGGUGAUGACGAAUCGGCCUCGGGUAGAUCCUAUGACGCUCUGAUUUGCCCCCGGAAUCAUACGAGACAACUCUCUGGGCUGCUAUAUUUCGCUAGACGCCUCCAAUGGCCACAGAUAGAAGCUCUAUCCGCCACGUUGCAGGAGAAGUUGGGUUCGCCGUCGAGUUUCUCGACCCCGUCGCAGUCCAUGGCCGCUACACCUUUGGAUACUCCGUUAUCGGUAGCUGGAGGGAGUGGGUAUUUUCCGCCGUUUGCAAGGCCAAAGAGGGUUAAGGAGCUGCCAUCAUCCGGGAUAUCAUUCAAUGGUAGCCAUGAAAAGGGAGGGAAGGGAUCCGCAUUUCCGAGAGCUAUUGGAUCUGGAGGGUGGCUUUCAAGGACGUACUUCUCCGGGUUGAUACUUCCUGGGGAGGGAUUGCCUCACUUUCUCAUCUCUACAUUGUUGGAGAGUGAUGCUUCAGCGGUUGAGAAGCUUGGGUUCCAGGCAAACCUGUACAGUGGAUUUCAGUACGAUGGGUCGACGUGGUGGAGUUCAUUCAGCACUGUGGGCAAGGUGCUGGCCGGGUAUGAAGGGUCAAGAGAGGUUGGGGGAUGGAUUGGGCCCUGUUUAGGAAGUGGGCUCGGGGAGAUCGGGAUGGUUGAUGACGGAUGGGUUGAUCUCGUAACCAUGCAGUUGGAUGAGGAGCCGAGAGCCAAAAGGCCGUAUGCCAUCAAGGAAGAGUCGAAUCCGUUGGGAAAGGGGCCUAAAGGCAGCAGAACAGUGCUAUCAACCGACUUCACUAUGCCACGAGACGAAGUUGAUGAGGAGGAAAGAGUAAUUCUCGAAGGCCUUGUGUUUAAGGAUGUCGCUAGAGAAUCUGGGGAGCCCACUGGGGAGCCCACUGGGGAGCCUUUACGUUACGAAGUUGAGCUUCACUUUUCCGUGCUCCCGCUGAACGAAAAGCUCGAGAUCAAGCUCGCCCACGACGUCUUCUUCAUCAGUUCGUUCCCAUGUGUUGAGCCCCCAGCCAGCAAGAACUCGGUCGAAACCGGACACCUGCUACAUAAAAACUUCUCUUGCCGGUCUGUCGCCAUAGACGCAUUAGCAGAAGAAACCUUCAAGGACAGAAACAGCAUCCUUGUCAUCGAAGCUGGCGGUGUAGAUGGGGGCAGUGAGGUGCUAGCAAGGGCAUGGUGCUCCAUGAUAGGCACUCACGCUAUCAUAGGUAGAAAAGGGAGGACGUGUUUAGGUUGUUGCGUUAGAGAAGCAAGAGGGUUGGGCAUCGGCGUCGUUAUCAGGAUU
Molecule: messenger RNA, 4831 nt
Organism: Tuber aestivum (summer truffle)
Lineage: Eukaryota; Fungi; Ascomycota; Pezizomycetes; Pezizales; Tuberaceae
Source: the annotation of a GenBank genome assembly